Molecule: messenger RNA, 6168 nt
Organism: Myxocyprinus asiaticus (Chinese sucker)
Lineage: Eukaryota; Metazoa; Chordata; Actinopteri; Cypriniformes; Catostomidae
Product: amyloid protein-binding protein 2-like
Exons: 12
Coding region: 244-2010 (588 amino acids)
Biological process (GO): intracellular protein transport
Molecular function (GO): protein binding
Source: RefSeq, a predicted model, not a curated record
UUCACGGAGUGUCAUUGAGGGGGCGGGGCUUCUUGAUCGGAGAUGAGCUUUAAACAUGAGAGCAUAACCUCAGGGUUGUGUUCCCUAUCAAAACAGUCCGUUUCGACUUGGAAAAGUACCUCAAGUAGCGGGGGUGUAUGAGGAGCAGAAGUACAAAGCUUUCACCUCGAUCAGGUAGCGAAGGAGGUGAAAGUAGGAGUCGAAGAGGGGGGGCUGUGGCUGGAUUUAGUGAAAGAAAACAAUAUGGCCGCGGUGGAGCUGGAAUGGAUCCCCGAGACCCUGUACAACACUGCUAUCUCAGCCGUGGUCGAUAACUAUGGCCGAUCGCGACGGGACAUUCGCUCUCUGCCUGAAAAUAUACAGUUUGAUGUGUACUACAAGCUUUACCAGCAAGGCCGGCUCUGCCAGCUGGGAGGGGAGUUCUGUGAGCUGGAGGUCUUUGCCAAAGUCCUCAGGGCCUCUGAUAAAAGGCACCUCCUACACCACUGCUUCCAGGCUCUGAUGGACCACGGUGUGAAAGUUGCUUCAGUCCUGGCCAACUCCUUCAGCCGUAGAUGUUCAUACAUCGCAGAGUCAGAUGUGCAUGUGAAAGAGAAAGCUAUACAGUUUGGCUUUGUUUUAGGUGGCUUCUUAUCAGAUGCCGGCUGGUAUGGAGAUGCAGAGAAAGUCUUUCUGUCGUGUCUCCAGCUGUGCACACUACACGAUGAGGUUCUACACUGGUAUCGUGCAGUUGAGUGCUGUGUGAGGUUGCUUCAUGUGCGUAAUGGCAACUGCAGAUACCACCUGGGAGAAGAAACCUUCAAGCUGGCUCAGUCUUACAUGGAUAAACUAGCCAAACACGGCCAUCAGGCUAAUAAGGCUGCUCUGUAUGGCGAACUGUGUGCCCUGCUCUUUGCCAAAAGCCACUAUGAUGAGGCAUAUAGGUGGUGUAUAGAGGCUAUGAGGGAGAUCACAGUGGGCUUACCCGUGAAAGUAGUAGUUGAUGUUUUAAGACAAGCCUCCAAGGCUUGUGUUGUUAAGCGAGAGUUUAGGAAAGCUGAACAACUGAUAAAGCAUGCAGUGUUUUUGGCACGGGAACAAUUUGGGCACAAGCACCCAAAAUACUCAGAUACACUACUAGAUUAUGGAUUUUAUCUUUUAAAUGUGGAUAAUAUCUGUCAAUCAGUGGCCAUUUACCAGACUGCACUCGAUAUUCGGCAGUCAGUGUUUGGAGGAAAGAAUAUCCAUGUUGCCACGGCACAUGAGGACCUGGCUUACUCUUCCUAUGUACAUCAGUACAGCUCUGGUAAAUUCGACAACGCACUAUUCCAUGCAGAACGUGCCAUAGACAUCAUAACUCAUAUACUCCCUGAAGACCAUCUGCUGCUGGCCUCGUCCAAGAGGGUGAAAGCCCUGAUCCUGGAGGAGAUCGCCAUCGACUGCCAUAACAAAGAAACGGAGGAACGCCUCCUGCAGGAGGCCCAUGAUCUGCACCUCUCCUCCCUCCAAUUGGCCAAAAAAGCCUUCGGAGAGUUCAAUGUUCAGACGGCUAAACAUUACGGCAACCUGGGCCGCCUCUACCAAUCCAUGCGCAAAUUCAAGGAGGCAGAGGAGAUGCACAUCAAGGCCAUUCAGAUCAAGGAGCAGCUGUUGGGGCAAGAGGACUAUGAGGUGGCUCUGUCAGUGGGACACUUGGCCUCACUCUACAACUACGACAUGAAUCAGUAUGAUGAUGCCGAGCGCCUCUACUUGCGCUCCAUCGCCAUUGGCAAGAAGCUGUUCGGGGAGGGUUACAGUGGACUGGAAUAUGACUACAGGGGCCUCAUAAAACUGUACAACUCAGUUGGAAACUACGAGAAGGUCUUUGAGUACCACAAUAUUCUGUCCAACUGGAACCGUUUAAGAGACAGGCAGUUUGCCGUAGCUGACGCGCUGGAGGAUGUCAACACGAGCCCCCAGGCCACAGAGCAGGUGGUGCAGUCUUUCUUGUUGUCUCAGAGCCACGGAGCAGGACGCUCCUGCUUGGGCUAAUGGCCGGGAUGCCCACCGUUCAACUCGUAUAGAUGUGCACACCCACCCCCAUUAUCACACACAUUCACACCGAUGUAUUCACAUGUAGUCAAGAAAGGCGGGGAGUGUAUUUGUUAUCUUGAGCUUUUCAAAUUCGGACUGGACUGUCAGUUCACUCGUACCAGCAGCUCCCCUCGCCCUGUUCAUAUUCAUUAUAAUGGGAGAAAAACCAUGGCAUCUUUCCACUCAUACGAUGGAUAAGUAACCAUUUGUCGAAUUUGAGUCAUGUCGAAGAAGCCGACCAUUUCUCAGACGGCUGAAGACCUAAGAAAAAUAGAGCAGUCCAACAUAGAGCUUUGCUCACGGAAAUGCCCUUUGAUUUUGUGUCACCAUGUUUUUGAUUAUUGUAAUUUUAUUUACAUUUAUUUUGUAUCUGAAGGAGAGGUGCUCCACACUACAGGAAUAGUUUGUUUUAUUACUGCAUCGUCUGUUCGUGGAGAAUUGCUAAGUACAGCAACCACUGAAUCAGAUUUGAUGGAAAAUGUAAAUGAGUGAAGGAACAUCCAUAAACAUGCUUGUCCCCAUUAACACGAGGAUUAGAGCUUGACUUCAUGUAUUGCAAAGCUUUGCAUUGAGGAUUACUUGUGUGCUCUCUGGAAAAUGAGACUAGCCAUGUUACAUUGUGGACCAUUAUGUAAUUGUUUUUUGCUUUUCUUAUUAAUUCAUUCAUUCAUUUGUGUGGAAUCUACAGUAUGGACCAGUGGGUUUACAAUUGCUCUAGAUACCUUGUUUUAAGUUCUAUUCUGGUUUUGCAUUCCCUUAGUACAGACAUAGCUUAUUUUAAACUGCCAAUAAUUGAUAUGCAAGGUAUGCUACGACUUGUUGGUGUAACAUUGAGCCAAAACGACUUCUGUUAAUAAUACGUUUGAGAUCACAGCUAACUUCUUUUGCCAUAACAAGUGCACAGAGUGGGCGACAGGUUUGUGAAGUUGGCUUUCUCGCUGUGUGGAGCCUUAUAACACAACACGCAUUCACAUAAGCACAAUAAGCUGGAGUGGUGGUAGUUACGGAACAAGGUUUCCUAAGUCGUUGUCAUUAUCCUUUCAGAGCUCAGCCCUGGGUGGUGUUGAUUAACACCUCUGGCCCACUGCCAGCUGACUGGACACACAGAGGAAAGGGCUGAGCACAGCACCUGUCUUUGUGAAGAGGCACCACUGCAGGGGAACCAAUAGUCAGUGGGUGUAGUGUGCAAAUCAAUGUUCUUUUGUAGUGGCGGUGCUUCUGAGAGUGCAAUAUUACGUUGAGAAUGAAAUGGACGAUAUUUGCUAAAUGCCCCUGUACCACUGUUCUCCAAAUCCACUCCAGAUCCAUUUCACUGUCUUUCUCCUAAAAGCUCCUCUCUCAAAUAAAAAUGUUUUAAAUUAAGACACUGGAGUCACAUCUAGGCCUCUAGAGUUUGUGAUUUUGUUGUCAUGCCAUCAAAAAAAGAAUGCUUUAUGUCAUAGUUGACACAACCGCUCAUUAAAUUGCCAUCACAUUAUUUUACCUCAUAAAGAUCUCAUUGUUUUUGCAUCUACAAAAACAGAGCCUUGCUGCAGGUUAGGCACUAUUGAGACCCUUAAUUUAUAAUGUGCUGUUAAAGGGAUAGUUCACCCAAAAAUGAAAAUUCUCUCAUCAUUUACUCCUCCUAAUGCCAUCGAAGAUGUGUAUGACUUUCUUUCUUCUGCAGAAACAAAUGAAGAUUUUUAGACGAAUAUCUCAGCUCUGUUGGUCCAUACAUUGCAAGUGAAUGGUGACCAUAACUUUCAAGCUCCAAAAAUCACAUAAAGGCCACGUAAAACUAAUCCAUGACUCCAGUGGUUAAAUCCAUAUCUUCAGAAGCAAUAUAAGUGUGAGUGAGAAAAAGAUUAAUAUUUAUAUACUUUUUUACAAUAAAUCUCCACUUUCACCUUCAAAAUGUGAACAAAUUUGAAAGUGGAGAUUAUGGUAAAAAGGACUUAAAUAUUAAGUCCCCCCCACCAUUUUAAUUUUUGGGUGAACUAUCCCUUUAUAUGUCCUGCAGCUUUGAGUAAUGCACGCAUUGCCCCCAACCAUGGCAGCAGCUGAGGUCCCAGCCUUAGUCUUAAAGGGCUCUCAGCUGGUGAGGAUCUACCUUGUCAAGUAGCUUGCAUUGACUGAACCUCCACUUGCAGCAUUUCAAAAAUUGCACUGUUUCAGCUAGCCCCAUUUGAACUAUUUAACCGAAGAACUGAUCACCCAUAAAAGGGACUUUACACUUCGGUCACCUUCACUUUAGCAGAUCCCUUUAUUGUCACAUGUAUAGAGGUUUGAUUUCAAAGAAUCAGAUGUCUUUGAUGUUCUCAAUACCAUAUUAGAGGCAUAGGGAAUGGAUUUAUAUGAAGGAGAGGAAUUUGCCUUGUUUAGAGAGAGAAAGAUGGAGUAAUUGAAUAUUGUAACAAAUAAACUGUGGUCUUGAAAACUUUGUAAGUGCAUUUCCGUUGACUAUUUGCAGUAAAUGGACUGAAUUAGAAGACUUGUCAAAUCAGAAGUUUUAGGUGAGUUUAGGAGCCUCUGAACUAUGAACAUCAGCUGUGAAAAUACUGCACAGGGAAGCGUUGUGGAUACUGAACGAAUUUACAACAUAGCUGUGAUUGCUUUCAUCUGAAUUUUGAUUAAGGGCUCAUUUGUCAACCCCAAGGGGCAUUUUGUGGUUAGAAACAUAAAUUAGUGUGACAUUGAAGAGCUGUCAAUAUUUUGAGACUGAUGAUGAUCAGAAUAGGCCACAAUCCCCUGAAACAAAGGUGCUUUUGGGUCAAACAUUCUCUCUUAGUGCAUGUUUAAGUAAUUACGUGUAAAUAGAUGUAGAUGCAUAGCUACAAGUGGUUAAUGUCUUGGUGAGCUCCACAGAAAAAAUACAUGAUUUGUUACUCAGAGCAGUAAAUAAAUACCCCAGGAAUGGAUAUUCAUAAUAAUGUGAACUUUGCAUUUCCAAAGUGUUCAAUUGAUCGUGGAAAUUAAUACUAGCAUCCUCUAACAAUAAAGGCAAUCCUAAUGGGAAGAGAAUCAGUGUGCUACAUAACAAAAAAUGUUGGCAUGGUUAUAAACCGUAUAUACUUUUAAAGUGAAAGCUGUUGAACUUGGGCUUUCACUACAACCCUGCGCUUUCCUUCAAAGUCUGACCUCAGAUUUGGAGAAUGUAAUCACGUGUUGAAAAAGGGAUUGCUUACUGUGCAGAAUGCUCACUGCAUAAAUACAGCGUUCAUCACCUUGCUAAAUGAUAAAGAGGGUCUUAUUUUUUAAGAAUGCUGAUUAUCUUAAAGUUGCACUCAGUCAUUUUUUCUUAUUUAAAAAGUUUUACUUUUAAAGAAAUUGAUAGUACUUUUGAAACGUAUGUAUAAAAUCAUGAGCACUCCCAUGAGAUGAAGACUCAAGUCAUUUCAGUAACCUUAUAAAAGCUGUUUUAUUCUAUAUGGAGAGGGUCCGCACAUGGGGGCUGCCAUGUUUGAAUCACAUGACCAGCCGAAUACUACUCACUUAAUCUCAGUAACUGUCUUGUUAUUGCACACUUUCACUCAUGGAUUAAAGUAAUGAUGACUGACUGUGAAUAGUGAAUUUGUGCAAUGGCAUUGGAAAGUGAAACUGUUGUGUUUGAAUGAUGCUGCAACCAUGCCUCUAGAUGUCAGUGCAAGUCCAAGACAAAAUAUUCAAAAAUAUACUGAGUGCACCUUUAUUGAAAUCCUCACAUUCAGUCAUUUCUGCAAUGUGUGUUUGCUGCUAUGCGUAGAUUGCAGUUUAGCCAAAGUGCUGUUUCAGAUUACUCAUUCUACUCUUGCAUUGCAGUGGUACCCUGAGCAUCAGAUAGGAGGAUGGGGAUCCUAAGUGUAAUUGAAUUCAUGAUUCUGUUUUAAAUACCUAUUUGUGUCUGAAUAUCCAUUCAAGACACUCUAGAAGUGUUUUUUAUUAAGUCCAGUGACAAAGAAGAGAAAAGUGUGUUAUUAUCAUAUUGAUACUGACUGUUACCCUGGAAAUGUCAGUAACCUGUGCCACAGUGAGCCAAUGCUUGGAUACUCUUUGUGUAGAGUUCAGUCAUUGGCUUUAUGUAGCUCACACCUCAGUAGAGUCUGCUGUACAUUGUACAUCUGUAAUCACCAAAUCAUUAUUAAACUCAUUUGUAUCCAC